Messenger RNA from Caenorhabditis elegans, 1073 nucleotides. NCBI's taxonomy places the organism in Eukaryota, Metazoa, Nematoda, Chromadorea, Rhabditida, Rhabditidae. The record is from the annotation of a RefSeq genome assembly.
AUGUCACCUGAACUCGAAAAGCUAGUGAACUUUCUGGUGUAAACGACAAAAAACGCGACCGAACCGGUCGUGGCAAAACCGAUUUUUGAGCGCUUCCGGGUUUCGGACAAGACGGUGUCCCGGGCAACUCAUUCGAAUAGGUUCAGAAAAAAAAUCGUACCACAAAUGCAGAAAUUCACGCAACACAGUGUGGAAUCGCGGAUUCGUGUGAUGUUUGCGCUGGCCGGUGAAGUCAAUGCGAAAUUUCUCGCACAAAUAAAAAAACGGGCGAGGUUCGUCUCGAUGACAAACAGCGAAUCAUCGAAUACGCCUCAAAAAAUGGGAAAAUCGUAUUGAAAGGCGAUCAUAGUGCGUCGGCGCAGAGGAGAAGAGGAUUGAAAAGAAGGCGUGACGGAGAAGGAACAUCAGCUCCACACGCAGAAGAUUCGUCUGAUGAUGAUGUGGAAUUUGUCGGAUUGGUUCCCUGCGUGCCGAAACAGGAACCCGCUGCUCGAAUCGAUUUCGACGAAUAUUUCAACAGAGACGUGUCGUUCAAUCCGGAAAUGCAGCAAGUUCCACCAGCGAUCGACCGCAAUUGUGAGAAUCCAACAUUUGAUGAGACAGACACCAAGAACAAUGUGCAGCUUGUCGGUGCAACUCGUAAUGGAUCAAACUCGGAUGGAAUCAGCUUGCACAUGCUGGUGAAACGAUUGAAGGAAAUGCUCAUCUACCUUGGAAGCGAUUACACUCACUUAAUGGGCAAAAUUUACUACUUGUUGGCGAUCAGAGAUGAGAAACUCAAUGCAGAAGACGUGAUCGCGUUCCUGAAGACGUUCCUCAUCAUCAAUACUGCACGAAAAUUCCGAUUGUCAACCGAAUCUAUUGGCUACACGAAAUCGUCGAAAAAGCGUGCCACGGAGUUCUUGUCUAUUCUCAAAUUUGUUUUGCUCAAUUUGGAGUCUCCACAAAUGCAGGAAUUUCAAAACGAAAUCGAAAAUAAAAUUGAGAAUAUUGGAGCCGUUGAGAAGGUUAUUCUCGUCGUCGAUGCCCAGGAAGCCAUCCAACAAAUUCUUAGCACAUUUUCCAGCUCCUGA